AUGGGCCCAUUGGAGAAGAUGCUCACCCACAAGCCUGACACCCUGAGCUUGAUUCCGGGAUUCACAAGGGGCUCUCGUGGGGAUGCUGUUGAGAAAGCCACCCUCUUUCCUCAUCGGGUGAGAUACCUGAGGUCACCGGGGCCCGAGCGCGCCAGCCUGUGCCCAGCAGGCGGCGGCCCCGGGGAGGCGCUGAGUCCCGGCGGAGGACUGCGGCCCAACGGGCAGACCAAGCCGCUGCCCGCGCUGAAGCUGGCGCUGGAGUACAUCGUGCCGUGCAUGAACAAGCACGGCAUCUGCGUGGUGGACGACUUCCUGGGCAGGGAGACCGGGCAGCAGAUCGGCGACGAGGUGCGCGCCCUGCACGACACCGGCAAGUUCACGGACGGGCAGCUGGUCAGUCAGAAGAGUGACUCUUCCAAGGACAUCCGGGGGGACCAGAUCACCUGGAUCGAGGGCAAAGAGCCCGGCUGCGAGACCAUCGGCCUGCUCAUGAGCAGCAUGGACGACCUGAUCCGCCACUGCAGCGGAAAGCUGGGCAACUACAGGAUAAACGGCCGAACGAAAGCCAUGGUUGCUUGUUACCCAGGCAACGGAACAGGCUAUGUCCGUCACGUUGAUAACCCAAAUGGAGAUGGAAGAUGUGUGACGUGUAUAUAUUAUCUAAAUAAAGACUGGGACGCCAAGGUAAGUGGAGGUAUUCUUCGAAUUUUUCCAGAAGGCAAAGCCCAGUUUGCUGACAUUGAACCCAAAUUUGAUAGACUGCUGUUUUUCUGGUCUGACCGGCGUAACCCUCAUGAAGUACAGCCAGCAUAUGCCACAAGGUACGCAAUAACUGUUUGGUAUUUUGAUGCAGAUGAACGAGCAAGAGCUAAAGUAAAAUAUCUAACAGGUGAGAAAGGUGUGAGGGUUGAGCUCAAGCCCAAUUCAGUCAGCAAAGAUGUCUAGCAGGGCCUGGGGUCCAGCAGUACCCGCGUCACCUACAGCCUCUCAGUUGCCUUCUGUGGACUCGUGGAUACGUGGACAGGAUGAACAGAGACACCUGCCUGGUAUUUCAGCUGGGAGCCAGGCGACUUCACCAGGUGUCAUCCAACAGAGGGCCCCAUCUGCUGGGACUGUACUGUGUGGUCAGCUCCAGAUCUGUGACUGCUCUUGGCUGCUGACUGGAGAGGAGACGCUGUCGGAGGAGAGUAGCUUUUCCAUCUGGACACGAAACGAGGGCCCUUUUGUAGGAUUUUCUUCAGUCUUCUAUUUUUGCCAGACCUGUCACCUAACUGAGUUCAUUUCAUCUCUUUUUUAUAUCAAGUUUGAAUUCGGGGAAUUUUUGUAUUAGGUACAAUUUAUCAAAACUGAAUUAAGGAAAAAGAAAUUUACAGUAUUAUUCUCAAAAUAACAUCAAUCUAUUUUUGUAAACCUCUUCAUGCUAUUAAAUUUUGCCCUAAAGGCCUCCUACGAUGGUUGUUGCCAGUGAAUGAUGAUUCGUUUCUUCUGCCUGAAAGUAAAAGGAAGGACGCUGUGUCCCAGCUCAAGUUCAUGAGGGUUUUCUUGGCCCGUCUCUCAGUGAUUUGACCUAACAGUAGAUGGUCAGUACCGCGCCCAGCUAACUCACAGUGAUGAGAGGAAGCAAGCCGCAGGAAACGGGUUUGUCUCUUCAGUUAAUUUUUUAAAGCUAAGUGACAGGCGCCAAAUGAACUCAAGCACCUCCUCGGCUUCGGGUUCCCAAGACAAAGGGCUUUCUUCUGCGGCGGGCCUAGCCUGUCCACAGCCGUGUCCCACUGCCGCAGAUUCCCCUGUGGCUUCUCCUUAGUUUGACUGUACUUCCUGACCCUUCCAGGUUGGGGCCGUGUUCUUGUGGCAGAGCACCUGGUGGCCCCAGGCACAUGGAUGUGUGUGGUUGUCGCCUUGAUUGUGGUCAUCAGCUCCUUGGACAGUGUGAGCCAUGUUCAUAACCAGUAAUGAAGGCCGUGUGCUAGCUUAGAAAUCAGAAGAGUUAUAAGAGCAUACUCUUUUGUUUUAUGGGUUUUUCUCUUCUUAGAGGACAGAGGGACAACCACACAAGGUUGCCAGACUCCUGUCCCCUCUACAGUCCCCCUUAGAAAGCCAGAGUUUGCACAGAUUGUGGGUGUAACUCCUGUCCCCUUAGGUGUUCUGUCUCCGACCUUGAUCUUUGCCAAAAUGUGUGUAUGCAGAACUAUUUCUGUGUAUUUCCCUUUACACCAGUCUUAGCACCUGUGUAGUUUGUAUCCAGUUAGAAACCUUUUCUAUGGAAAGCUCAGUAAUUCUUAUUAAGAGAUUGCUAUUGUUCAUGUAAAACAUGAAAAAAACCAAGUUAAGGCUGAGUAUGGAUGGGGGCUCAUGGCAGGAAAUCUCCUUCUGACCCAUAUCCUCCGACCACACCUCUCCAGCAAGUGCCUCUGCCGCUGGCCAGCUCAAGGUUUGGCCGCCCGGCUCCGAAGCGCCAUGUUGUUUCAUGGUUGGGAGGAACUGUUUGGCGUUGGAGGCAGAGGGUCUGAUUGACUGGAACAGCAGCAUUUUAAAUUCUGGAGACCCUGUAGUCCUUUGUAUCUCAGACCUUUACUGACGUAAAGGUCCCAGGUUCUACGGCAGGGCAUGGGGUGGGGUUAUGCUUGCCAGACAAAAUUUAAAUUAUAUAUCUUUUGGAAAGUGUGUGCUUUCCCAGAGGUCACUGUGAAAAUAAAAAACAAGACAAGAAAUCAGGAGAGUUAUUCCCUUAAUGUCCACUUAAAGUCAACUUCAUGUUAGUGGCACUAAGCAGGAUUCUGCUCUAAACCAUGUGUGGCCUGUCUGUGUUAAUCCUGGUGAAAGAGAAAGAUUCACGACACUGUUUCAACACAUUAAACAGGCAGGGCACGUCAGGAUUUGCAUAGAGAUUAAUGUGGUCUGGAAGUGGUGUGAAAAUGAAAGCUCUCACGUUGCUUGUAAAGCUAAUCUAAUUAAAAAGAUGUAUAAAUGUUCUUGGAAAAAAAAAACAUAAUUGUUGUCACCUCCAGCUGUCGUGUGUUUCCCAGCCUGUUACGAUGGGCUUUCUCUGAGAGCCCAUUGAUCAGUUACUCACUGCCGUCCAUGUCGGGUCUAGUCCACACAUGCAGCAGUUCCCUUCUGUAAAUGACAGAGCAAGCAGCCCGGAGAUGCUCCAGGUGCAGAGACACGGUGGUCGGUGGCCACGCCCGCGUUCUCAGUACUGGCGUUCCUUCUUUCUCGGUAAGCUUUCCUGUUGCUUUAAGCCCCAAAGCUACCCUGUGCUGCUGAAGGAGGGGGUUUGGUACACACACCUGCAGGGCCCUUGGUAUGCAGCUCUACACACGUUUGAUUUUCAGUCAUGUGCAAAGACACAAGAGUUUCGGGCGAAGUAAUAGGACCUAUUGUAGCUCCAAGAAUCUAGUGUGGUGGGUGUGGUGACACACACCUUUAAUUCUGGCGCUCGAGAGGCAAAGGCAGGAAGAUUUCUGUGAGGCUGGCAAGACCCUGUCUCCAAAAGCCCAGCCGUCUGAGUGUGGUGUUGAAUGUUGUAUCUUCUCAGGGCAUUUGGGAUAUGUUACUAAAAUAUGCAGUGGAGUGGGUUGGAGGAUGAGUCUAAGCGUGGCCAUGAAAUAAAACAUAGAAUUGACACUC
This is a messenger RNA of Grammomys surdaster, 3630 nucleotides long. It is a transcript of the gene Egln1, whose product is annotated as egl-9 family hypoxia inducible factor 1. Gene Ontology annotation, molecular function: peptidyl-proline 4-dioxygenase activity; L-ascorbic acid binding; ferrous iron binding. Gene Ontology annotation, cellular component: nucleus; cytoplasm. Lineage: Eukaryota; Metazoa; Chordata; Mammalia; Rodentia; Muridae. The transcript has 6 exons. Gene Ontology annotation, biological process: cellular response to hypoxia; peptidyl-proline hydroxylation to 4-hydroxy-L-proline. The record is from RefSeq and is a predicted model, not a curated record. The coding region runs from base 1 to 945 and encodes 314 amino acids.